Molecule: messenger RNA, 783 nt
Organism: Lotus japonicus
Lineage: Eukaryota; Viridiplantae; Streptophyta; Magnoliopsida; Fabales; Fabaceae
Exons: 1
Coding region: 144-557 (137 amino acids)
Source: RefSeq, a predicted model, not a curated record
CUUUCCACCAAAUCCCCAUUCGCCUUCAAAUUCAGUCUUCACAUUCCUUGAAAUUUUUUGCUUCUCCCUCUCUGCCUCCCCCUCACACACACAUUCAUGUCCGCAGGAGCAAGCAACAACAAUAGCAGAAUCAAGUUCUGAUAAUGGAUAGCCAAGAUAUUUCACCAUCCCACGUGGAUGCAUCUCGACCGACCCUGGGCUUCCCCUUAGGCACUGCACUCCUUCUCAUCAUCAUCUUCAGCUUGAGCGGCAUCUUCUCCUGCUGCUACCACUGGGACAAGCUCCGCUCACUCCGCCACCAAUCGUUCUCCGAUCUUGAGGCUGCAGCAAACUCAUCAUCAUCACCUUCCAACUCUAAGUUGAAGCCUCACUCCAAGGUAGAAGGUAGUAGCAACAGUCAGAAGAGUUUGACUGUGUUGAUGCCAGGGGAUGAGGUACCCAAGUUCAUAGCCAUGCCCUGCCCCUGCCAGACUUGGAGACAAGAGAACAUCAUUGUCACCGUGGAAAAGCCAGAGCCACCGCCCAAACCAUCGCUUUUACCUGUCCCUUUCUAUUAGCAUUAGCAAUUAUAUAUUCAUCUUAAUAUUAAUUGCUCUGUAUAUAUAUAUGCAUUUUCCCACCAUUUGUUCUAUCACCCGAUGAAGUUGCUAAGAAGAAAAUAGAAAUUACAGACUGACGGUGGUUAAUGUAGGAACAAGGUCAAUUGAUUCCAUACUUGUGUUCUUGUAUCAAAUUCAAAUGUAACUAUUAAGGGAUUCAAUUUUUCAUUUACUCAACUUUCAA